AUGCUCGUGCCUGAUCUCGAAAAAUUUUUAAGGCGAAUUCAUCGAGUCAUUGAAUACAACGCUGAAAAGCACGAAACUAUUCAACAAACUAUGGUUGCUGUUUUUGCAGAAGAUCGUACUUUAAAUAAUUUAACACAAGAACAUUUAUCACUUGUUUUACCACCAAAAGUUCGUGGUGCAUGGUAUCUUCAUCAAGUUACACAACUUCUUCAUGCACCUAUUCAUUUCUUUAUUAUGUUUUCAUCAAUUCGAAAUCAUUUACGUGAAGUUUCAUCUGAUGGUUAUAAUGCUGAUAAUCAAUUUCUUGAUGCACUUGCUCAUUAUCGUUUUGCAAAACUUAAUUUACCAGUACUGUCAAUUAGUUUACCAGCUGUAAGUGGGGCUGAAAUGUUUCAUCAUCAGAAAGAAAUGCUCAGUACUUUAAGCGUUACACAAGGUUUUCAAUAA
Adineta steineri is the source of this 447-nucleotide messenger RNA. The record is from the annotation of a GenBank genome assembly. Lineage: Eukaryota; Metazoa; Rotifera; Eurotatoria; Adinetida; Adinetidae.